Ilex paraguariensis (yerba mate) is the source of this 587-nucleotide messenger RNA. The record is from the annotation of a GenBank genome assembly. Lineage: Eukaryota; Viridiplantae; Streptophyta; Magnoliopsida; Aquifoliales; Aquifoliaceae.
GUUAUGUGGAUACUGGUUCACCAACUGUGGCGUCCAGCAGGUCAUGGAAGUCCAUGGAGAUGGAGAUUCAAUCAUUGCUUGAGAAGCUACUAGAUAUAAAUGAUGCUAUGAGUCGAUGUGCUGCAUCUUCUGCACCUACUACCUCAGUUACCCAAAAACUGGCAAGGCAUAGGGACAUACUUCAUGAGUUUACCCAGGAAUUUAGACGAAUCAAAGGGAACAUAAACUCAUUGAGGGAACAUGCAGAGCUUCUCAGUUCUGUGAGAGAUGACAUCAGUGAAUACAAGGCAUCUGGAAGUAUGUCUCCAAGAGUGCAGUUACUACGGGAAAGAGCUGCCAUACAUGGAAGCAUAGCUCAUAUAGAUGAUGUGAUUAGUCAAGCUCAAACCACAAGGGCAACUUUGGGCUCUCAAAGGGCUUUGUUUGGUGAUGUUCAAGGAAAAGUGAAACAAUUAGGCGACAAAUUCCCUAUUAUUCGUGGCCUAAUUGGUUCAAUCAAAAGGAAGCGAUCGAGAGACACACUUAUCCUAUCAGCAGUCAUCGCAGGUUGUACAUUGUUUCUCAUUAUCUAUUGGCUUUCAAAGUAA